Messenger RNA from Paramuricea clavata, 1653 nucleotides. The record is from the annotation of a GenBank genome assembly. Lineage: Eukaryota; Metazoa; Cnidaria; Anthozoa; Malacalcyonacea; Plexauridae.
AUGAUGUUAUCAAAGAAGGCAAAAAUCAUUCCUGAAAGGUACCACAACCAUCCGUUAAACCGCAAAGAGGAUGCAAGAUUAUCCGAGUAUAGUCUUACACCUGAGCAAAGGGAAUCUACCUGGAACCAGCUGCACAAGAACUUAUUCUCUCAUCAAAAUCUGGUACUAGGUUAUCAGGGUAACCAAAAUGUUACCUACGAAAGUGUGAAACCAUUUUUUGACAUCGUAAUCAACAAUGCCGGAGAUCCAUUCUCAGGACAAACGCAAUAUGCACUGAACACUAAGAUCAUCGAAUGUAGCGUGCUAGAUUAUUUUGCUAAACUCUGGAAAAUACAUCAAUCCGAUUCUCCAAACGACGAAGAACGGACAUACUGGGGUUAUGUUGCGUCCAUGGGCUGCACCGAAGGUAAUCAUCUCGCAUUGUACAACGCAAGGGAGUAUUUAGCCGGAAUGCCUCUCAGUAAUCCUAUCCUAUACAAUACGUGUAGAACACCUAUGAACCCAACUGUUUCGUCCAACGGGGAAUGCAAAGAAGAAUUGUCAAAUUCACCACUAAAAGACAAUCCUAACGCCUUUACUCCAGUUGUAUUUUUCUCCGAAGAAGGCUUCCACGGCCUUGAAAAAACAUUGAGAAUGUUACAGAUGAAAACUUUCCGUGAUAUCGGCAGUGGAUAUUUUCAUUGCCCGUUGAGAUAUCCAGAUGAUUACCCAUCCAGUUUUUGUGACGAAUCCCUUGAUGAAAAUGGCUGGCCACGUGCAGUGCCAGUUGAGGAGGAUGGCUCAAUUAGCAUCCCAUGCCUUGUGAAACUCGUCACAGCUUUUGUUCUGAGAGGCUACCCUCCAGUGGUAAUUUUUACCAGUGGUACGACAUUUAAAGGAGCUUACGAUGAUCCACGAGCUGCUAUUAAUGAGCUUGUGCCUAUGUUGAAACAACACAACAUGUACGAACGCCUUGUACAUUGUUCGGAAGACCUGGUUAAAUCUGAUAUUCGGAAUGGAUUUUGGUUUCAUAUUGACGGUGCCCUGGGAGCAGCCCAUCUUCCAUUUCUGGAGAUGGCAAUCAAUCAGGGUUUGGUUUCCAAUACGUUUCCAAAUGGUUUUCCUGCAUUUGAUUUCCGUAUUCCUGAAGUGAAAUCCAUUGCAAUGAGCAUACACAAAUGGUUUGGCUGUGCUUUUCCUUCUGCAGUUUUUAUGAUGAGGAAAACGGAUCAAGUAAGACCUCGUGAUAACCCGAUGUAUGUUGGUGGUCAUGAUAGCACUUUGUCCAGUUCCAGGUGCGGCCACGGUGUUUUAGUAAUGUGGGACCUACUCUCAAAGAAAUCUUACCAGGAUUUUACCGAAAUAGCUGCCCGUGGACACGAAAUGGUGGUGUUUUUACUAAGUAAUUUGCGAAAGCUUGAAAAAGAACUGCGUGUGGACUUAUGGCUUUCAAACUCACCGGGUUCAUUGUUUGUCUGCUUUAAACAACCAAAUCAAGAUAUCGUGCAUCGUUAUUCAUUGGCUUCACAUUUGCUAAAAAUAAAAUCUACCGAUGGCAUAUUCAAACAAAGAGUCUGUUCUCACAUCUGCCUUAUGUCGCAUGUCACCAAGAAGAUAAUUCUACGUUUCAUUGAAGAAUUGCGCGCUCCUGUAGCAUUUCCAAAUCAAAACUAA